AAGUUCACAUCCAGCAGAGGCAGAGUUAAGACUUUAACCUUCCCUUUCACAGCAAGCCCUGCCUACACGUCUACAGCCGAGGACUUGGUUCAUUUCAGACCAUUCCAUGCACCAUGCUGACUUCAAUCAUCCUCCUGUGGCUCUGCGUCUGGUUCCUCAUCUUUCAGUUCAAAUGUCGGAGGCCCAAGAACUUUCCUCCAGGACCUGCUGCUCUUCCUCUGCUGGGGAACCUUUUACACUUGGGCUUUGACAACCCCCUAAAUGACUUUGAGAGGCUGAGGAAAACCUAUGGAGACGUCUACAGUUUUUUCCUGGGUCCCAGACCAGUUAUAAUGCUCAAUGGGACAAAGGCCAUCAAGGAGGCUCUGGUGACCAAAGCGUCAGAUUUUGCAGGACGACCUCAAGAUCUGUUUGUUAAUGACACCACUGAAGGCACAGGAGUGAUCCUGGCAGACUACGGUGAUGUUUGGAGGAAUCACAGACGCUUUGCACUCACGACUUUGAGGAACUUUGGUCUGGGGAAGAACUCCAUGGAGGAGAGGAUACACGGAGAGCUCCAACACACCAUCACCGAAAUGGAGAAAAACAACGGGAAGAUCCUGAGUCCUCAGCACAUGUUCCAUAACAUUUCCUCCAACAUCAUCUGUCAGGUUCUGUUUGGCAAACGCUACGACUACGGUGACAAUUUCAUCAAAGAGAUCGUUCGGUGUUUUACGGAAAAUUCAAAACUGGCUAACGGACCGUGGGCCAUGCUCUACGACUCUAUCCCAGCCGUUCGUAAACUGCCGCUCCCCUUCAAGAGGGCCUUUGACAACGUCAAGACUGUUCAGAGACUUGCCAACGGUUUGUUAAACGAGCUGAAGCAGAUGAGAGUUCCUGGAGAACCACAGGACUUUGUGGACUGUUAUCUGGAUGAAAUUGACAAGAGACGGGAUGAGGUUUCAGUGUUUACAGAAGAACAACUGAGAGGAAACGCCCUGGACCUUCACUUUGCUGGGACUGACACGACAUCCAACACACUGCUCACUGGCUUCCUCUACCUUAUGUCCUACUCACACGUACAAGAGCGCUGUCAGCAGGAGAUAGACCAGGUUUUGGAAGGAAAAAACGUGGUGACUUUUGAAGACAGACACAACAUGCCCUACAUGCAGGCUGUGAUCCACGAGGUGCAGAGAGUAGCCAACACAGUUCCACUCAGUGUCUUCCACUCUACAACUAAGGACACAGAGCUCAUGGGCUACUUCAUUCCCAAGGGAACGAUGGUCAUUCCUAACCUCAGCACAGUUCUUAAUGAGGAAGGACAGUGGAAGUUCCCCCAUGAAUUCAACCCUGAGAACUUCCUUAACGAACACGGAGAGUUUUUCAAACCUGAGGCGUUCAUGCCCUUCUCUGCAGGUCCUCGCAUGUGUCUCGGAGAAGGUCUGGCUCGUAUGGAGCUGUUCCUCAUCAUUGUCACUUUACUGAGGAAGUUUGACUUUAUCUGGCCUGAAGAAGACGGAAAACCCGACUUCACUCCAGUCUACGGAGUCACACUCACACCUAAACCGUACCGCAUGAAGGUCCAACUCAGGGCGACGCAAUGAGACGGACCGCAAAGAGAGAAGAGAAGCUAUAUAGUAGCGCCCGUUAUUAAAGCUCAGGCGUUCACAUUUAUUACCACCUGGCAGGCGACCAGGUUUACAUCCAGAACAGGCGGAGAUACGACCUCCCCCCUGACAGGACAGGACCUCACACUGAAAACUUCGUUGAAGUCUCACUCACUCGCUUCUUUCCACCAUGCUGCUCACAAUCAUCCUCCUGUGGCUCUGUGUCUGGUUCCUCAUCUUUCAGUUCAAAUGUCGGAGGCCCAAGAACUUUCCUCCAGGACCUGCUGCUCUUCCUCUGCUGGGGAACCUUUAAACCUGAACCUGGCGAACCCACUGGAGGACUUUGAAAAGCUGAGGAAAACCUAUGGAGACAUCUACAGCUUAUUCCUUGGCCCCAAACCAGCUGUAAUGCUGUGUGGGACAAAAGUCAUCAAGGAGGCUCUGGUCAACAAGGGGGCAGACUUUUCUGGACGACCCCAAGAUUUGUUUGUCAAUGAUGUCACUGAAAGGAAAGGAGUGAUUCUCGCAGACCACGGAAAAGUUUGGAGGGACCAUCGACGCUUUGCACUUAUGACCAUGAGGAAUUUUGGCCUGGGUAAGAAUUCCAUGGAAGAGAGAAUCCACACUGAGCUGCAACACACCAUUGAAGAACUGGAACAAAACAACGGUAAAAUCCUGAGUCCUCAGCACAUGUUCCAUAACAUUUCCUCCAACAUCAUCUGUCUGGUUCUGUUUGGCAAACGCUACGACUACGGUGACAAUUUAAUCAAGGAGAUUGUUCGGUGUUUUACGGAAAAUUCUAAACUGGCUAAUGGACCGUGGGCUUUGCUCUACGACUCAUUCUCAGCCGUUCGUAAACUCCCACUGCCCUUCAGAAAAGCCUUUGAAAAUUAUAAGACCGUGCACGAUCUUGUCUCUGCCUUGGUGAACCAGCACAAGAAGAUCAGAGUUCCUGGAGAACCAAAGGACUAUGUGGACUGUUAUCUGGACGGACUGGACAAGGUUGAUAAAGGCUCAGAGUUUUCAGAAGACUUUCUCAAAGGUAAUCUCCUGGAUCUCCACUUUGCUGGGACAGACACCACCUCUAACACUUUGCUCACUGGGUUCCUCCAGCUCCUGGCCAACCCUCAUGUCCAAGAACGUUGUCAACAGGAAAUAGACACAGUGCUGUGUGGGAAAGGUCAGGUGACUUUUGAAGACAGACACGACAUGCCCUACAUGCAGGCUGUGAUCCAUGAAUCUCAGAGAGUAGCCAACACAGUUCCACUCAGUGUCUUCCAUGAAACGUCUAAAGACACAGAGCUCAUGGGAUAUUUCAUUCCUAAGGGAACCAUGAUCAUCCCAAACCUGGGCACAGCCCUCAAUGAGGACGGACAGUGGAAAUUCCCCCAUGAAUUCAACCCUGAAAACUUCCUCAAUGACAAGGGGGAGUUCUUCAAACCUGAUGCCUUCCUGCCCUUCUCUGCAGGUCCUCGCAUGUGUCUUGGAGAAGGUCUGGCUCGUAUGGAGCUGUUCCUCAUCAUGACCACUCUGCUGAGGAAGUUUGACUUUAUCUGGCCUGAAGAAGAUGGAAAACCCGACUUCACUCCAGUCUAUGGAGUCACACUCACACCUAAACCGUACCGCAUGAAGGUCCAACUCAGGGCAACACAGUAAAAAGAAAAACGGUCUGCAGUCGCAGCUGAGACAACAGAGAUGGUUGGCGUUUAUUUCCUCAAAUCAGGGACAAGAAGGGGUUUGGGUGUGAUUGAAUCAGCAGAGCAAGAAACGACUUUUGAGAAUUGGACUUUUAACAAUGAAUUUUAACAAUGAAUUUUAAAAGACAUCGUCAGCCAAUGUCAUGCUAAUGAUCUGAUAAGAGUUUGAGCUGAAGAAAUAAACUGUAUGUCACCAUUAAGGACAUGUGAUGAUUGUCUAGAUGCAGUAAUAAAAAAAAAAUCAAUAUUAACCAA
Messenger RNA from Cynoglossus semilaevis (tongue sole), 3538 nucleotides. RefSeq lists its product as uncharacterized. Gene Ontology annotation, molecular function: iron ion binding; oxidoreductase activity, acting on paired donors, with incorporation or reduction of molecular oxygen, reduced flavin or flavoprotein as one donor, and incorporation of one atom of oxygen; heme binding. The record is from RefSeq and is a predicted model, not a curated record. Gene Ontology annotation, cellular component: cytoplasm; intracellular membrane-bounded organelle. The transcript is spliced from 22 exons. Gene Ontology annotation, biological process: xenobiotic metabolic process. Lineage: Eukaryota; Metazoa; Chordata; Actinopteri; Pleuronectiformes; Cynoglossidae.